UAAAUAAACCUGUGAAUAAUAGCGCUACUCCAUCUUCAUGUCGGAACAAUCCUAGAGCUUACGGUCAGCCAUCAGUUAAUUUUUACAAUGAGUCACAAUCUGGAUCGGGUUACUUUGAAGAAAUUGAGAACUUUGAUGUACUGUCUGGUCGUCUCUGUCUUUUCGCUGAUGGUUCUGAUCUUUACCAGCAGGUUCCAAGGGAUGUUCAAAGUCCAGGCUGUAACACACCCUGUGUUACAAUCAUCAGUCAUGCCAACUGUGCAUCAGAACACAACCCCAGGAAACACCGUCCUUAGGGGACAGUCAGCCCAGCUGAUUAGAGUCAAUGGCUCCAAAACACUCCUGUCAUCUGCUUAUUUGGAACAUCGCACUAAAGCGAAAGAGAUUCGAGUUAUUGCAAUAGUGUUGCGCAGUGAGAAAAUAGACCUUUGGUGCCACCUUCUCUGCCGGGAUCAGCUGCAGAUGUCUAAAGCCAUCAUCAGCAUCCACAGUGACCACUUUCGCUUUCCCUACGGGACAGCCGACAUCAUGUGUCAAAUCCCUUCAGGCUGUGAGAUACCUUCUCAUGUUGCCAUCACCUCAUCUGCCAUCAAAAACAAAGAAAAAGAUGAUCUCGAGUUUCUGGAGAUUAACAAUCAAAAAGCCCAGAGCAACUCCUUUCCUUAUAACUUCACCACCUGUUUUUCUGCCAUGUAUAACUUCACCAAUGUCUUGCAGCUGGUGCAGACUUUGGAAAUGCUUCAAUUACUGGGAGUGAACAGAGUCGUGAUAUACAAAACAAACUGCAGUACCGAAGUUCAGCGUGUGCUGGAAUAUUAUUCAGGCAAAGGUUUAGUUGAGGUGAUUCCUUGGUCUAUGUCCAAGUAUCUCAAGGUGUCUAGAAGAGCGUUUUAUGAUAGAGACCCUGCUGACAUCCACUACUUUGCUCAGAUCCCUGCUCUCAAUGACUGCCUUUACAGAUACAUGUACCAGUCCAAAUACAUGGCCCUACAUGAUCCCGAUGAGCUCAUACUGCCACAGUCAGUCAACAGCUGGUUGGAGUUGCUGCCAAUGCUGGAAAAGAAACACGGUGCUGACAGUUGUUACAAUUUUGAGACCCACGUGAUCCCCAGUAAUUUUGUGAAGCCUCCACCAGAACCGGUGACCCUGCCCCCACAGGACCUAUGGCAGAAGAUAUCGGGAGAAAACAUCCUGACUCACCUCUACAGAGAGCCCUUCCACCCUUUCUGGGGUCGUCAGAACUAUAAGAUCAUUAUCAACCCACGAGCUGUUUUUGAACUAACUGUCCAUGGAGUGUUAAAGUCGAAGAAAUCCUGUGCCUGGGUUGAUAGCAACAUAGCCCGGAUUUAUCAUAUUAAACCUCGAGAUCUCACCGAACUGAAGCCUGAUCAGAUGAUUUACGAUGGCAGACUGCUGAGCUACAGCUCUCGUCUUUCAUCUGCUGUCAAUACUGUGCUCAGACAGACUGGAAUUCUACCGGCUUCAAGCAGCAGUUGAUCUAAAGCCAAAGCCAUGGAUAAAUGAGGUCAGACUGCUAUGCUCCACGCCCACCUUACAUCCUGCUGUGCUCAAAGAGACUGGACAUCUGGCUGCAGGGAGCAUGAACUAGACUCUAUGGACCAUUGUUAUAUAAACCCACCUAGAUUAUCAUAUCCAUUACAUCUACAGUCAAAAUGUGUAUAGUUCCUUAGAAUAAUGGUUAUUAUUUUGUGAUAUUAAAAGGUCACAUAUAUAAAUUGCCAAGCAAUGUGAAAUUACUAGUAGGAAGGUUUAUGUUGCUAUAGGUUUAGACUGCUGGAGGAUAUAGGGUCCCCUUUUCUUCAUUUUGCUUCAUUCUAUCUUUAUUCUGUCAUUCUGCAGUAUUAAUUAAUUCAACCUCUUUAUUUAUGCUCUCUCUGCUAUUUCUAAUCAUAGUACCUUCAUCUGGUUUGUUCCUGUUUUGCUAUGACACCAUCCCUGAGAAAAAUAGCAGAUGUGCUGCUGCCAUUAAUGCCUUUGUCUAUAGAUGUUGGAGCUUGGCCUGCUUUUUUAUUGCAGUCAUGUUUCUCUAACUGUGACUACCUGGAUGUGCUCUCUUUCAUCCUCUGACAUGGGAGCUGGCUCGGAGCUCGUCUGCCUGGCUGUAUGUUCCCAGGGCCACCUAUGGAGCUGGUGACAGUUACCUUUUGUAUCCCUCUUCCUUACCGUAUGUUUGCUUCUGCCUCCUUUAAUCCCAGUCAGCCUCUGUAAAUGGACGCUCACACUGAGCCUGGUUCUGCUGGAGGUUUCUUCCUGUUAAAAUCCCUCACACAAGCAUGCUUAGUGUGAGGGAUUGCU
Messenger RNA from Cyprinodon tularosa, 2316 nucleotides. RefSeq lists its product as uncharacterized. The record is from RefSeq and is a predicted model, not a curated record. The transcript is spliced from 10 exons. Bases 88 to 1497 code for a protein of 469 amino acids. NCBI's taxonomy places the organism in Eukaryota, Metazoa, Chordata, Actinopteri, Cyprinodontiformes, Cyprinodontidae.